Messenger RNA from Paramecium octaurelia, 322 nucleotides. The record is from the annotation of a GenBank genome assembly. Lineage: Eukaryota; Ciliophora; Oligohymenophorea; Peniculida; Parameciidae.
CAAUCAUGAAGUAUUUACUAGUGAUUGUAUUGGUGUUUGUAAUAACAGCUAAGGAGUUUAGUUAUAUGGAAACAGGUAAACAAAGAAAUUGAAUAUAGAUUGUUUGCCUGCAACUGAUUUGAACGGUCAAAAACAUGAUCCAACAUAUGCAGAACAAGCAAGAAAACAUUUGACUAAAUAUGCCGAAUAAUCUACUGAAGAUAUGAGGAAGUAUUCAGGUAGACAACCAUAUCCAAAUCUGAAUACUUACUCUGAAUAAAAUUGCGCUGGAAGCGGGGCAGAUUUACCUAAAAGAGAUAGAAGAUUUAGAAGAGCAGGAUGA